This is a messenger RNA of Pan troglodytes (chimpanzee), 4055 nucleotides long. RefSeq names its product transmembrane protein 41B (gene TMEM41B). The record is from RefSeq and is a predicted model, not a curated record. Lineage: Eukaryota; Metazoa; Chordata; Mammalia; Primates; Hominidae. The coding region runs from base 415 to 1290 and encodes 291 amino acids. The transcript has 7 exons. Gene Ontology annotation, biological process: autophagosome assembly. Gene Ontology annotation, cellular component: endoplasmic reticulum membrane.
GGGUAAUUAAGGCUACGCUUUAGACGCCAGGGCCAGCGAGUCGCAGCCGGGUGACUCAGGUGCCGCGACUGCGCAUGCUCUCGCCCCAGCGCCCGGCGGCCACCUCUUUCCCGCGGGCGGGCCGGGGCGGGGCACUGAAGGGGGCGGUCCAGGACCCUGACUUGUCUCGCGGUUACUGGGCCGGCGCGAGCACGCGAGGCUCGGGGGCGGCACGGGGCGGGGUUUAGCCUGUGGUGGGCGCUGCGGGUGUUUGCAAGAGGUUGCAGUACUCGCUGGGCUGAGGUCGUCUCGGGUGAGGAGGUCGCGCCGGAAGUGGCUCUAGCCGUGGCGUUUCGGCGUAGUAAGGAGCCUGCAACAGAGUUUUGUUGUUUAGGGGGCGCGGCACCGCACCGCUCCCUUCACCUUGCAGCAGCCAUGGCGAAAGGCAGAGUUGCCGAACGAUCGCAGUUGGGCGCUCACCACACGACCCCCGUGGGGGACGGGGCAGCGGGGACGCGGGGUCUCGCGGCGCCUGGCAGCAGAGACCACCAGAAGGAAAAAUCCUGGGCAGAAGCUGGAUCAGCAAGAAUGUCACUCCUUAUAUUGGUGUCCAUUUUCUUAUCUGCAGCUUUUGUUAUGUUUUUGGUAUAUAAAAAUUUUCCUCAGCUUAGUGAAGAAGAAAGAGUGAAUAUGAAGGUUCCCAGAGAUAUGGAUGAUGCCAAGGCUCUAGGAAAAGUUUUAUCCAAAUACAAGGACACCUUUUAUGUUCAAGUACUUGUAGCUUAUUUUGCUACAUAUAUUUUCUUGCAAACAUUUGCUAUUCCAGGCUCUAUAUUUCUCAGUAUACUCUCAGGGUUUCUUUAUCCCUUUCCACUAGCCUUAUUUCUUGUUUGUUUGUGUUCUGGACUUGGUGCCUCUUUCUGUUAUAUGCUUUCCUAUUUAGUUGGGAGACCAGUUGUAUACAAAUACCUAACAGAGAAAGCAGUAAAAUGGUCACAGCAGGUUGAACGUCAUAGAGAACAUCUCAUUAACUACAUUAUAUUUUUGAGAAUAACACCAUUUCUGCCUAAUUGGUUUAUUAAUAUCACAUCUCCUGUGAUAAACGUGCCAUUGAAAGUUUUUUUUAUUGGUACUUUUCUAGGUGUCGCACCUCCUUCUUUUGUAGCCAUUAAGGCAGGAACAACACUGUAUCAACUUACAACAGCAGGAGAAGCUGUUUCCUGGAACUCAAUAUUUAUUCUGAUGAUCUUGGCUGUUCUUUCUAUUCUGCCAGCCAUCUUCCAAAAAAAACUAAAGCAGAAAUUUGAGUAAAAAUAAUCAUCUGAUUUUUAGUUUUGCUGUCAUCACCAUCUCAGGAUUAACAGGUGCAUCCAUUUAUGUUUUAAAAUCACCUCUUCAGUAAUUAAACAAGGAAUUUGUAAAAUAAAAUUUCCUAUCAGAUAGUUAAAGUAAUACAUUUAAGUGACAAGGGGAGAAGAAAGUAAAAAUGGAAAUUGGUAUACUGUGAAAAGUGCUAUCAAUAGUUAAGGUAGACAUCUUAGACAUCUUAUAAAUUAUUAUACCAAGGGUAGCUGUAGAUAAUAGUAGUGUGGUAGGAAAUUGUUGAUCCAGCUAAUUCAUUCAAUUUAAUUGAAUAUUUUUUAUCUUUAAUAACUAAAACAGAUAUUUUUAAAUUCUAGAUUUUUUAAAGUAGUGUUGCAGGUUUUGUUAAUGUUAGGCUUUUUUCAGAGCAUAAACUGGAAAACUUAAAAAGAGAUUUACAUUUUCUUCCUCUUUUUUUUUUUCUGUUUUGAGACGGAGUCUAGCUCUGCUGCCCAGGCUGGAGUGCAGUGGCGCGACCUCCGCUCACUGCAAGCUCCACCUCCUGGGUUCACGCCAUUCUCCUGUCUCAGCCUCCCGAGUAGCUGGGACUACAGGCGCCCGCCACCAUGCCCGGCUAAUUUUUUUGUAUUUUUAGUAGAGACAGGGUUUCACCGUGUUAGCCAGGAUGGUCUCGAUCUCCUGACCUCGUGAUCUGCCCGCCUUGGCCUCCCAAAGUGCUGGGAUUAUAGGCGUGAGCCACCGCGCCUGGCCCAUUUUCUUCCUCUUUUGAGGUAAUGGAUUUGUUUGGAGAUGGCAUGUUAGUAGACGACUGAAUAUGGAAAGGAUAUCAAGUUAUCUAUUUUGUUAAUUUUAUUUUUGUUUUUUAUCAUCUAGAUUUUUAUCAUGGAUUAGUCUGAAAUUCAAAGUUCUGGCCAGUCUGUUUUCUUUUAUCUUGUAGUUUUGACAGUAUUUCCACUGUGCAUAUGCAAAAUGGGUAUUACAUAACUGUAUCAUAUUUGGUAUUGAUAAUUUUUUUUUUUUUUUGAGACGGAGUCUUGCUGUUGCCCAGGCUGGAGUGGAGUGCGUGGUGUGAUCUCGGCUCACUGCAAACUCCGCCUCCUGGGUUCAAGCGAUUCUCCUGGCCCAGCCUCCUGAGUAGCUGGGAUUACAGGUGUGUGCCACCAUGCCCAGCUAAUUUUUGUGUUUUUAGUAGAGACGGGGUUUCACCAUGUUGGCCGGGCUGGUCUUGAACUCCUGACCUCAGGCUAUAUGCCCACUUCCACCUCUCAAAGUGCUGGGAUUACAGGCAUGAGCCACUGUGCCCAGCCUGGUAUUGAUAAUUUAUAUUCAGAUAAUUUGUUAUGGCUCUUUAAUAUCCCACAAGGGGCUCUAAGAAGCAAACAUUCAAGAGUAUGUAGUUUUUAGACAUUAAGUUAAUUAUUUUAAACAGUGACAGCAAAACACAAGUGAUUAAAUAUAGUUUAUUUGUUCCAAUGACUAAAUUUUACCUCAUUAAUCUGGUCAUUAAGGAAUAUAUUUAAUAAUAUUAUGUAAUUAUUCUUUUUAUGCAUGAUACACCUAGAAAAAUGCCUUUUGUUUCUAUUGAUGGCUUUGUUGUUUGGAGCUACUUUUGAUUACUUAUUGCAGUUUCCCAAUUUAGUCUUUACUUUAUCUAACUCACAAAGUAAAAUUAACUGAUCACAUGGCAACUACUGUAUUUAAAUAGUUCUGGAAAAAUGAAAGUGCUUUUUGCUGCUUGGUAAAUGGGUAAUGCCCUUGAUUCCUUGACUGUAGGACAUAGCUGAUCUAAAGUACUCUGUCAGUUUUACCUUCACCCAUGACUGUCAUUAGUUGUCAAAGUUGAAAAGUACUUUAGCUGUGAGAAAUCCUUGUAUGUUUUUAUUAUGAGAGGUAUAAUCAUCCUCAAAGCCUGUUUUUAUUACAUGAUGUGGAGUGAUUAUUUUUUCUAUCACAGUGUUAACAGAUGGAUUUUAUUGUAAAUACAAAGAAAAUAUAUUGAUUAUUGUAGUAUUCUUAUGUCACCUGGCCUUUUGCGUGAGAUUAUUUAUUAUUUCUAGCAAGGCUUUCUUCCUUUCUUAUUGCCCAGAGACUGACUGAUACAUCUUUUGUUAUUUUUACACAUACAUUAAACAUAGCCUUUUUGGACAAAUUCACUAAAUAUUAAUGUAUAAAAUGUAAUUGAGUAAAUUUUUAUCAGAAUUUUAAAAAUAAAAGAGCUUAGACUCAGUAGAACUCAGUAGAAGCUUCACUAUUUACUCCAGCGUGUGUAAAUUGUACUUACUCUAUUAUCAGAGUAUAUUUACUGUCCUUACCGUUGAUUCUUUCCCUUUGCUAAUUUUUUUUUUUUUUGUUAAUGGUAGCUGCGACUUUAGGUGGGGUAUAUUUUCUUCUCCUAAGAGAAUAGACAGUUUUUCCAGAUUCAUCAUCAUUGACUGUCAAGAAAGGACCCUUCAGCAAGGCUGUACCCUCAAUGCAGUUGAUGGCCUGCCUGUCUUCACGGAUUCACAGACUUGGCCUGAUGCCACAUGUAAAUUCAAGCUUUGGCUUGUGGUAACAACCACAAGAAGACAAGCGUCUGUGGUGCAGAGGCAAGCAGGCUAACUAGAAGUUGACAAGCUAAGAAAGUGAAACUGUUCUUUCUUAGUUAACAGUCUUUCUCUGGAGCUCUGUUAUUUUGAGUAUAAUAUUUCCACGACACUUAGUAAAUGCAAGCUAAAAUGUAAUAAUAAUAAAUUGUAUUGGAGAAACCUAAA